Molecule: messenger RNA, 633 nt
Organism: Rotaria socialis
Lineage: Eukaryota; Metazoa; Rotifera; Eurotatoria; Philodinida; Philodinidae
Source: the annotation of a GenBank genome assembly
AUGUUUCUUUUCUUACUGGAAGAUAAUCGAACAAUAGAAGGAAUUUUACAUUACCCACCAGUACAAUUUGAAGUCAGAAAUCUGUCUCUUUUCAUCCUUAUUCAUGGUGGCCCAUAUGAUGCAACUCUAAAUCAUUUACAAGGCAAUGCCUACUUUUGGGCUCCAAUAGCAGUCUUGAAUGGUUGGUUAGUUCUAGAACCCAACUAUCGAGGAUUCACCGGAUAUGGUGAUCAGUUCUUCAAUGAAGUUCGUCAUCAACCUAUAAGUCGACCUGGAAUCGAUAUUCUCUCGGCCAUCAACCGUUUGAUUAAAGAUAGCAUGGCCGAUGGGAAUAGACUUGGGAUUGGUAGCUAUAGUUAUGCCUGUAUUUUAACAAAUUGGUUAAUUACACAAACAACACGUUUCAAUGCUGCUGUAUCUGGUGUCGGUUCACCUGAACAUGUUUCUUUUUCGGGUACAAUGAAUUGGCCAAUACAUAUUAACUAUUUUAUAGGUGUUUUUCCAUGGGAAGUACCGCAUCUAUACCAAAAUUCAGCACCCAUGCAUUACUUAGAUAGAGUACAUACACCGACACAUCUCGUUACUGGUUCACGUGAUGCUCGAGUUCCGACUGCUCAAAGUUACAUGUUGUAA